Molecule: messenger RNA, 747 nt
Organism: Dufourea novaeangliae
Lineage: Eukaryota; Metazoa; Arthropoda; Insecta; Hymenoptera; Halictidae
Gene: Osi18
Exons: 3
Coding region: 1-747 (248 amino acids)
Source: RefSeq, a predicted model, not a curated record
AUGAAGUUCCUUGCUGUCGUUGCGUCUGUGGCCCUUCUGGCGGCCAUCGUUGCCGCUGAGCAAUCAGAGACCACAGCUGAGGCCCUUCGAAAUAUUUAUCACAGAUGCGUGGACAACGAGUCGAUGUUGUCCUGCGUGAAGCCGAAGGUUCUUGCCUACCUGAGCAACGCAGUCAAGCAAGACAGGAUCGCCAUCACGGAGGACCUAGCAGUGGUGAAGUCUCGUGACAUGCCUGAGGACAGCAUCGAAGAGUACUAUCCCUCGCAGUACGACACCGUCGAUCCAGCCAGACGAGAGCUUCUGAGGUCGAUGAUGUUGGAGAAGCUGGACGCUUACCUGUCCAGCCACCAGCUGGAGGCUAAACUCCCCGAAGCCAUCGUAGGGUCAAAUAUCGUGCCCAGAUCCCUCGUGGACACCAUGCCGAGGAGUGUCGCUAUUCCUCUGUCGGACUCAUCGAACGGUCAAGGCCGUGGAUUCGUCAAGAAGGUCAUGAUACCGUUCCUCCUGGGUCUCAAGUUCAAGGCCACAGCCCUGGUACCGCUCGCCCUCGCUCUGAUCGCCCUGAAGACCUGGAAAGCCCUCACCUUAGGUCUCCUGUCGAUGGUCCUCAGCGGAGCGAUGAUGAUUUUCAAACUUACCAAGCCUAAAGUCGCCUAUGAGGUCGUCCACUAUGGUCACCCACCUGUGGAACACCCUCCCCACUGGGACACAGCACCCCAUGGACCCUACAGAGCUUACAGGAAGUAG